Messenger RNA from Phasianus colchicus (ring-necked pheasant), 2296 nucleotides. The record is from RefSeq and is a predicted model, not a curated record. NCBI's taxonomy places the organism in Eukaryota, Metazoa, Chordata, Aves, Galliformes, Phasianidae.
AUGGGAUGGAAUGGAAUGGAAUGGAAUGGAAUGGAAUGGAAUGCUGCUCCUGGACACCUCUGAGAGAAGUGAGACCCUGUGAGUGCCCUGUGCCCGGCUGUGGGCACUGUGAAAAUCAGCGUGGGCACUGCCCUCAAGAUGAGAGGUGCUUGUGCCAAGCGGGGCCUCCUGUGGGGAGAGGUAAUAUCCUGGGUGCCCUCACUGUCUGCAUCCCAAUCCUGCCCCACGCAUCCCCCGAAUGGGCACCUGCCCUCGGGUGCUGGAGCAGACACGGGGUGCCAAACAGCUGAGCUUGGUGAGAGCACCGGACGAUCGUGGGUUCACUAUGAAUGGACGUGGGGAUCGUGGAUCAAAAGGGGGAGCGUGGAGUGAGCAAGAGGCUGCCGGAGCAAAUAGAGGGUGACAGUGAGAAGACCGUGGGCAGACAGUGGCGUUUCUGUCGGGUGACCAUGUGGAGGUGACAGGAGUGAGCAGGAGUGAACAUGGUGUGAGAAUGGGACGAUGAAGAGGUGACAAAAGUUUUGGCGGAGUCACAGCCAAAACAUCCCGCAGUCAUGAGGUGACCGUGGGUAAGAAUGUGGUGACAAAUAGGUGUUCAGAGGAUGAGCGUGGAAUAAUCUUGGUGAGAACAUAGGAAGACCGUGCUGAGAAAUUGGUGGCACCACUGGAUGACCAUGAGGUUAUGAGGAAAAGAAAAAUAGCUUGAGAAUGAAGGGAUCAGAAGGGGAAAGUCUGGCCAUGAUGGGGUGACCAUCAUGUGGGUCAUAUGGGGCACAGAUGGCGUUCUGAUGGGGUGACAAAGAGAAGACCAGGGGGUGAUUACAGCGGGAACACGGCUGUAUCACUGGGCGACAUGGAGGGAGCGUGGGGCUCAGGCGGAGCCCUGUGAGCGACACGGCUGUUCCCAGGCAGAGCAGCGGCAGCGAGCAUUCCUCGGAGCAGACAGACAGACGGACGGACGGACGGCACCCAGGACAGCGCCGUCACGCCGGGGCUGAUGGAGGUACCAGGAAUGGAAAUCUGCCCGGAGACGGGUGAUGCCGCCCAGCCCAGGCACUCCCCGCUCCGGAGCGGCGGCGCGGGCUGCCGGCACCCUUCGUCCUCCUCCGACGGCAGCCAUGGGGAGCGGCCGCGUCCUGGCGGCCGGGGCCGUGCUGGUGGCGCUGGCGGCGCUGGGAGCGCGGCUGGCCGCCGGCACGCGGCCCUCGGGUGAGCGCGGAGCCCCGGGCUGGGGACGGUGCGGGCCGCUCGGAGCUCCGGGGCUCGGGACGCCGGCGGCGGGGUGGGGCCGGGACGGAGCGAGGCCGGGAGGGGCUUUGGGGUCCGGCGAGGGGCGGCCGCGCUCCGUGCCGCUCCGUCUCCCCGCAGCCUUUUUCCAGUGGAGCGCGACGGUCGAGUGCCGCUUCCUCAACGGCACGGAGCGGACGAGGUUCGUGGUGCGGCACGUCUACAACCGGCAGCAGUACGUGCACUUCGACAGCGACGUCGGUCUCUUCGUGGCCGACGCGGUCCUGGGCGAGCCCGCGGCGCGGCUCUUCAACGGCCAGCCGGACGUGCUGGAGAAGAACAGGGCCGCGGCGGAGAUGCUGUGCGGCCACAACCACGAGAUCGCGCUCCCUCUGACGCUGCAGAAGAGAGAGCCCAAGGUGAGGAUCCGCGCGCUGCGCUCGGGCUCCCCGCCCCAGACCGAGCGGCUGGCUUGCUACGUGACGGGCUUCUACCCGCCCGAGAUCGACGUGAAGUGGUUCCACAACGGCCGGGAGGAGACGGAGCGCGUCGCGUCCACGGGCGUGAUCCAGAACGGGGACUGGACGUACCAGGUGCUGCUGGUGCUGGAGGCCGGCCCGCGGCUCGGGGACGGCUACGUGUGCCGGGUGCAGCACGUCAGCCUGCGGCAGCCCGUCAGCCGGCUGUGGGAGCCCCCGCUGGACGCGGGCAGGAGCAAGCUGCUGCUGGGCGUCGGGGGCUUCGUGCUGGGGCUCGUCUACCCGGCGCUGGGGCUCUUCGUCUUCCUGCGCUGGAAGAAAGGGCGCCCCGAUCCAAGCGCUCCAGGUGACUUCGCAUUCCCCCGCUGACAGCACCGCACCGAGGAGCCCCAAGCCCAGCGUGCUCCUCAUUGCUCCCCUUUCCCUGCAGGGGUCCUGAACUAGCAGCCGCCCCGCGCCGCUGCUCCACCAGCACGUCCUGCACUCCCCAGCCGGGAGCUGCAGCUUCCCUUCGUGCUGUCGCCGCGUUCCCCGCUGCCGCUGCGGAGCCUGCUCUGUGCCCUCCUCGAUAAGAACUCGCUGAACGCUGA